Molecule: messenger RNA, 411 nt
Organism: Medioppia subpectinata
Lineage: Eukaryota; Metazoa; Arthropoda; Arachnida; Sarcoptiformes; Oppiidae
Source: the annotation of a GenBank genome assembly
UCGCGGCCCAUGACGUGCUAUAACUGUCAGGAAACGGGUCACGGGAGCAGAGACUGCACUAAACCCAAAGUGAGUCGUCCCCGACAGCAGACCAAUGGCGGCGGCGGCGGCACUGAUGAGUGGGGAACAAGCGAUUCCGUCAAAGCGACCACUAAUGGCGCCACCGAUGACUUCGAUUGGGGCGGAACGGGAGGCGAUUCCGGACGGCAAACCCCUUCCGCCGCCUUAUCGGCCGAAACAAGUGGACGAAGACUCUGUUCUAACCAUUCAAAGCGUAACAACCAAUCGGCGACCGCUCGACGAAACUCAUUGACAUCGACCGCAACGGCUAAUGGGUUGACGUGUUUAAUACAAAGCAAAGACAUUAAGACAUUGAAUAAAUUAGGCGACGGAUCGUUUGGGACUCAUUAA